Messenger RNA from Stegodyphus dumicola, 6037 nucleotides. Its product is annotated as fibroin heavy chain-like. The record is from RefSeq and is a predicted model, not a curated record. Lineage: Eukaryota; Metazoa; Arthropoda; Arachnida; Araneae; Eresidae.
UCGAAGAGCUGCAAGCGAUAUUCAAUCAUGCAGUGGUCAACUCGAAUAGCGUUUUUUGUCGCAGUUUCCUGCGCUCAUUUUCUUACGGUUUUCGGAGCUGGUGAAGCAAUAUGGGGAAAUCCUGCAAUUGCUGAAAGCCUUCUGCAAUCAUUUACUCUGUCCAUAGCUCGUUCUGGAGCUUUUACAUAUGACCAAAUGGAUGACAUAUCGUCCAUAAGUGACACAAUUAUGGACGCAAUGGACAGAAUGGCUCGAUCCAAAAAAAGUUCCAAAUCGAAACUCCAAGCUCUAAAUAUGGCUUUCGCAUCGUCCGUUGCUGAAAUAGCCGUCUCAUCAGAUGGAGGCCAACCACUGGGUGUUAAAACCAAUGCAAUAAUGGAUGCAUUAGCUGAUGCUUUCAUGCAAACAACAGGAACAGUAGAUCAGGUAUUCCUGAGAGAGAUGGGUGAGUUAAUAACUAUGUUUGCUCAAGCCAGCAUAAAUGAAAUAGCCGGAUCAUCCGCAGGAGCAGCAGCCUCGUCAGGAGGAGGAAUAGGUACAGGACAAGGUUACGGUCCCAGCGCAGUAUCCGUAACAGCUACAGCCGCAGGUUUGUCCAGUCAAGGCUACGGUCAAGGUCCAUUUACUGGAGCAUCUGCAGCAAGUACAACUGCAACAGAAACAGGAGACAUAUCAACCCAAACUACAUACUACACAACCGAAGAAUACAUCACGAGAUCAAGUGCAGCUCAAGCUUCAGCAGCUGCUGCAGGAGCAGGAGGCUAUGGUCAAGACCAGCAAGGAUAUGAUAAAGGCGCCGCUGCUGGGGCAGCAACAGGAGCUGGUGGUGCUAGGGGACAAGGUUACGGAGUCCGACAAGGUGCAGGAGCAGCCUCAGCAGCCAGUGCUGCAGGAGCUGGAGGCUAUGAUCAAGGCCUGAGAGGAUCCGGUCUAGGUGCCGGAGCUGGUGCUGGAGCCUCUGCUGCAGCUGGCGCUGGAGGACGUGGAGGUUUUGGACAAGGCCAACAAGGAUAUGGUCAAGGAGUCGGUGCUGGGGCAGCGGCUGCUGCUGGUGCUGAAAGAGGUCGAGGCUACGAUCAAGAUGCAGGUGCUGGAGCAGCCGCAGCAGCUAGUGCUGCAGGUCUUGGCGGAAGAGACCAACAAGGAUACGGUCAAGGUACAGGAGCUGGAGCAGCAGCCGCUACAGCAGCAGGAGCUGGUGGUGCUCGGGGACAAGGUUACGGAGCCGGACAAGGCGCAGGAGCAGACGCAGCAGCCAGUGCUGCAGGAGUUGGUGGCUAUGAUCAAGGCAUGAGAGGAUACGGUCAAGGUGCCGGAGCUGGUGCUGGAGCAGCUGCUGCAGCUGGAGCUGGAGGACGUGGAGGUUUUGGACAAGGCGAACAAGGAUAUGGUCAAGGAGCCGGUGCUGGGGCAGCUGCUGCAGCUGGUGCUGGAAGAGGUCGAGGCUACGAUCAAGGUGCAGGUGCUGGAGCAGCCGCAGCAGCUAGUGCUGCAGGUCUUGGCGGAAGAGACCAACAAGGAUACGGUCAAGGUGCAGGAGCUGGAGCAGCAGCCGCUGCAGCAGCAGGAGCUGGUGAUGCUAGGGGACCAGGUUACGGAGCCGGACAAGGCGCAGGAGCAGCCGCAGCAGCCGGUGCUGCAGGAGCUGGAGGCUAUGAUCAAGGCAUGAGAGGAUACGGUCAAGGUGCCGGAGCUGGUGCUGGAGCAGCUGCUGCAGCUGGAUCUGGAGGACGUGGAGGUUUUGGACAAGGCCAACAAGGAUAUGGUCAAGGAGCCGGUGCUGGGGCAGCUGCAGCUGCUGGUGCUGGAAGAGGUCGAGGCUACGAUCAAGGUGCAGGUGCUGGAGCAGCCGCAGCAGCUAGUGCUGCAAGUCUUGGCGGAAGAGACCAACAAGGAUACGGUCAAGUUGCAGGAGCUGGAGCAGCAGCCGCUUCAGCAGCAGGAGCUGGUGGUGCUCGGGGACCAGGUUACGGAGCCGGACAAGGCGCAGGAGCAGCCGCAGCAGCCAGUGCUGCAGGAGCUGGUGGCUAUGAUCAAAGCAUGAGAGGAUACGGUCAAGUUGCCGGAGCUGGUGCUGUAGCAGCUGCUGCAGCUGGAGCUGGAGGACGUGGAGGUUUUGGACAAGGCCAACAAGGAUAUGAUCAAGGAGCCGGUGCUGGGGCAGCUGCUGCUGCUGGUGCUGGAAGAGGUCGAGGCUACGAUCAAGGUGCAGGUGCUGGAGCAGCCGCAGCAGCUAGUGCUGAAAGUCUUGGCGGAAGAGACCAACAAGGAUACGGUCAAGGUGCAGGAGCUGGAGCAACAGCCGCUGCAGCAGCAGGAGCUGGUGGUGUUAGGGGACCAGGUUACGGAGCCGGACAAGGCGCAGGAGCAGCCGCAGCAGCCAGUGCUGCAGGAGCUGGAGGCUAUGAUCAAGGCAUGAUAGGAUACGGUCAAGGUGCCGGAGCUGGUGCUGGAGCAGCUGCUGCAGCUGGAUCUGGAGGACGUGGAGGUUUUGGAGAAGGCCAACAAGGAUAUGGUCAAGGAGCCGGUGCUGGGGCAGCUGCUGCUGCUGGUGCUGGAAGAGGUCGAGGCUACGAUCAAGGUGCAGGUGCUGGAGCAGCCGCAGCAGCCAGUGCUGCAGGAGCUGGAGGCUAUGAUCAAGGCAUGAGAGGAUACGGUCAAGGUGCCGGAGCUGGUGCUGGAGCAGCUGGUGCUGGAGGACGUGGAGGUUUUGGAGAAGGCCAACAAGGCUAUGGUCAAGGAGCCGGUGCUGGGGCAGCUGCUGCUGCUGGAAGAGGUCGAGGCUACAAUCAAGGUGCAGGUGCAGGAGCAGCCGCAGCAGCCAGUGCUGCAGGAGCUGGAGGCUAUGAUCAAGGCAUGAGAGGAUACGGUCAAGGUGCCGGAGCUGGUGCUGGAGCAGCUGCUGCAGCUGGAGCUGGAGGACGUGGAGGUUUUGGACAAGGCGAACAAGGAUAUGGUCAAGGAGCCGGUGCUGGGGCAGCUGCUGCAGCUGGUGCUGGAAGAGGUCGAGGCUACGAUCAAGGUGCAGGUGCUGGAGCAGCCGCAGCAGCUAGUGCUGCAGGUCUUGGCGGAAGAGACCAACAAGGAUACGGUCAAGGUGCAGGAGCUGGAGCAGCAGCCGUUGCAGCAGCAGGAGCUGGUGGUGCUAGGGGACCAGGUUACGGAGCCGGACAAGGCGCAGGAGCAGCCGCAGCAGCCAGUGCUGCAGGAGCUGGAGGCUAUGAUCAAGGCAUGACAGGAUACGGUCAAGGUGCCGGAGCUGGUGCUGGAGCAGCUGCUGCAGCUGGAUCUGGACGACGUGGAGGUUUUGGACAAGGCCAACAAGGAUAUGGUCAAGGAGCCGGUGCUGGGGCAGCUGCUGCUGCUGGUGCUGGAAGAGGUCGAGACUACGAUCAAGGUGCAGGUGCUGGAGCAGCCGCAGCAGCCAGUGCUGCAGGAGCUGGAGGCUAUGAUCAAGGCAUGAGAGGAUACGGUCAAGGUGCCGGAGCUGGUGCUGGAGCAGCUGCUGCAGCUGGUGCUGGAGGACGUGGAGGUUUUGGAGAAGGUCAACAAGGAUAUGGUCAAGGAGCCGGUGCUGGGGCAGCUGCUGCUGCUGGUGCUGGAAGAGGUCGAGGCUACAAUCAAGGUGCAGGUGCAGGAGCAGCCGCAGCAGCCAGUGCUGCAGGAGCUGGAGGCUAUGAUCAAGGCAUGAGAGGAUACGGUCAAGGUGCCGGAGCUGGUGCUGGAGCAGCUGCUGCAGCUGGUGCUGGAGGACGUGGAGGUUUUGGACAAGACGAACAAGGAUAUGGUCAAGGAGCCGGUGCUGGGGCAGCUGCUGCAGCUGGUGCUGGAAGAGGUCGAGGCUACGAUCAAGGUGCAGGUGCUGGAGCAGCCGCAGCAGCUAGUGCUGCAGGUCUUGGCGGAAGAGACCAACAAGGAUACGGUCAAGGUGCAGGAGCUGGAGCAGCAGCCGCUGCAGCAGCAGGAGCUGGUGGUGCUAGGGGACCAGGUUACGGAGCCGGACAAGGCGCAGGAGCAGCCGCAGCAGCCAGUGCUGCAGGAGCUGGAGGGUAUGAUCAAGGCAUGAGAGGAUACGGUCAAGGUGCCGGAGCUGGUGCUGGAGCAGCUGCUGCAGCUGGUGCUGGAGGACGUGGAGGUUUUGGAGAAGGCCAACAAGGAUAUGAUCAAGGAGCCGGUGCUGGGGCAGCUGCUGCAGCUGGUGCUGGAAGAGGUCGAGGCUACGAUCAAGGUGCAGGUGCUGGAGCAGCCGCAGCAGCUAGUGCUGCAGGUCUUGGCGGAAGAGACCAACAAGGAUACGGUCAAGGUGCAGGAGCUGGAGCAGCAGCCGCUGCAGCAGCAGGAGCUGGUGGUGCUAGGGGACCAGGUUACGGAGCCGGACAAGGCGCAGGAGCAGCCGCAGCAGCCGGUGCUGUAGGAGCUGGAGGCUAUGAUCAAGGCAUGAGAGGAUACGGUCAAGGUGCCGGAGCUGGUGCUGGAGCAGCUGCUGCAGCUGGAUCUGGAGGACGUGGAGGUUUUGGACAAGGCCAACAAGGAUAUGGUCAAGGAGCCGGUGCUGGGGCAGCUGCUGCUGCUGGUGCUGGAAGAGGUCGAGACUACGAUCAAGGUGCAGGUGCUGGAGCAGCCGCAGCAGCUAGUGCUGCAGGAGCUGGAGGCUAUGAUCAAGGCGUGAGAGGUUACGCUCAAGGUGCCGGAGCUGGUGCUGGAGCAGCUGCUGCAGGUGGAUCUGGAGGACGUGGAGGUUUUGGACAGGGCCAACAAGGAUAUGGUGAAGGAGCCGGUGCUGGGGCAGCUGCUGCUGCUGGUGCUGGAAGAGGUCGAGGCUACGAUCAAGGUGCAGGUGCUGGAGCAGCUGCAGCAGCUAGUGCUGCAGGUCUUGGCGGCAGAGACCAACAAGGAUACGGUCAAGGUGUAGGAGCUGGAGCAGCAGCCGCUGCAGCAGCAGGAGCUGGUGGUGCUGGGGGACCACGUUACGGAGCCGGGCAAGGCGCAGGAGCAGCCGCAGCAGCCAGUGCUGCAGGAGCUGGAGGUUAUGAUCAAGGCCUGAGAGGAUACGAUCAAGGUGCUGGAGCUGGUGCUGGAGCAGUUGCUGGAGCAGCUGCUGCAGCUGGUGCUGGAGGACGUAGAGGUUUUGGAGAAGGCCAACAAGGAUAUGGUCAAGGAGCCGGUGCUGGGGCAGCUAGUGCCGCUGGUGCUGGAAGAGGUCGAGGCUACGAUCAAGGUGCAGGUGCUGGAGCAGCCGCAGCAGCUAGUGCUGCAGGUCUUGGCGGAAGAGACCAACAAGGAUACGGUCAAGGUGCAGGAGCUGGAGCAGCAGCCGCUGCAGCAGCAGGAGCUGGUGGUGCUAGGGGACCAGGUUACGGAGCCGGACAAGGCGCAGGAGCAGCCGCAGCAGCCAGUGCUGCAGGAGCUGGAGGCUAUGAUCAAGGCAUGAGAGGAUACGGUCAAGGUGUCGGAGCUGGUGCUGGAGCAGCUGCUGCUGCUGGAUCUGGAGGACGUGGAGGUUUUGGACAAGGCCAACAAGGAUAUGGUCAAGGAGCCGGUGCUGGGGCAGCUGUUGCUGGAAGAUCUGGAGGCGACGAUCAAGGUGCUGUAGCAGGUGGUGCAUUUGCUAGCUCUAGUGCUGCCAGUGGUGUCGAUGUUUCUACAAUAUAUUCCACUACGUCACGCUUGUCAUCUGCUUCUUCGUCUUCACGAAUAUCUUCUGCUGCAUCUGCUUUAACUGAUGGUGGAUAUGUAAAUACAUAUGCUUUACCUUCAAUUAUUUCUGAUUUGUCUUCUCAAGUUCGUGCUUCCUCAACAGAUUUAUCUGGCUGUGAAGUUCUCGUGCAAGUUCUAUUGGAAAUUGUAUCCGCUCUUGUACAUGUUCUCAACUAUGCGAAUAUCGGAGAAAUUGACUUUAAUUCUCUAGGAUCCACAGCUAAUCUAGUUGGUCUGUCAGUGCAAGCUUUAGUGUAGUAAUUGAUAUUUUUUAAAUGCUUUCUUCUUGUUUCUUAAGUAUUGCAGUCGUUGAGAAAUAAAUAAAUUUAAAAUGAGUUUU